AUGCAUCGAACAACAAUUGCAAAGUACACAAAAUUCUCGGCAGCAGAGCUACAAAAAUCGGUUACCGAUCCGCUCUCUUGUGUGGCUGCAAUACAAUCAAACGAAAUCCUUAGUCUUCGACCGCGUGACUGCGAGCACAUUGUGAAAGGUGUACAACGAUGUGUGACGGACAAAAUUGGACGAUUCCAUAUGAAGGUAAAUGGUAUAGUGCUUGGAUACGCAAAAAUUCGCGUUGAAAAUACUCUACCCGCGAUUCGAUUAGAUAGCCCAUUUCUACACGUGCGGGCCACAGUCGAUUAUUACGUCUUCCAGCCAUGCUUAGGGUCUACGCUGCGCGGGACAGUGAACUACGUGUCGAAAGGUUUUGUCAGCGCUAUGAUCUAUCGGGUAUUUAGCGUGACCGUGAAACUUGGCGUAAUUGCAAAUAAGAAAAAUACCAUCGAAAAGGGUUCUCAAAUAGCGUUUAUAGUAAAAUCAUGUGACAUGAAAAGCGAAAUACCGGUCAUAGAAGGUGAGCUUGUGUCCGACGAAAUUGUCCCGAUAAAAAAACAAGUUACUGCGGAAAGCGACGGUGUGAUUGAAGAAUGUAUCGAGGAAGAACUUUCGUCCACCAAAAAAGAAAAGAACAUGAACAUGAAAAAGAAAGCCAGUGUUCUUUCGAAAAAAAUUACGACGGAAAACGGCGAUGACAAUGAGGACUGUAUCGAGGACGUACUUCCGUUUAUCAAAAAGGAAAUGGACACGACAAAGAAAGACAGUGUUCUCCCGCAAAAAUCGAGAAACGAUAUGAAACAGAAUGGUCUGCAAAACGGCAACAAAAACGUCUCAAUAGCUAUCAAAAAGGAACGAGUCUCGAGUGAGAGCGAUAGCUUCAGCGAAAAUUAUCAGGAGAAAGAGUCAAGCUCCCCGCAGUUAGAAGCGUCUGAUUCAGACAACGAAAAAAAUGAACUAAUUGAUUCAUUACUUGGAGACUUAUUUAGUGGGAAACAUAAUAAAAAGCGGAAAAACAAACGUAAAAAGUCGGAUAAUCCCAUGGAAACGAUAUCGAUUAAACAGGAGAAUACUUCAAUGGAUGAAGACUUCCAAGUAACACCUGGAAAGAAUUCUACAAAAUUGUCAAAGGUUGCAAAGAAAAUUCUCCAGUCUCCAAGCCCGAUGCGAAACGGUAGCUCGUUCGCAUCGGUAUCAGAAAGUUCUCCGGCACUGAAAAAGCGAAAUAUAAGUUUUAAUCUUGAUUUGAAUCAAACUGUUUAUAUCGAACCAAUCAAUCUGGAACCGAAAAUAAAGAAAAAGAAAAAAAUAUGA
This is a messenger RNA of Anopheles nili, 1305 nucleotides long. It is a transcript of the gene Polr1F, whose product is annotated as probable DNA-directed RNA polymerase I subunit RPA43. The record is from RefSeq and is a predicted model, not a curated record. NCBI's taxonomy places the organism in Eukaryota, Metazoa, Arthropoda, Insecta, Diptera, Culicidae. The coding region runs from base 1 to 1305 and encodes 434 amino acids. The transcript has a single exon.